Marasmius oreades (fairy-ring Marasmius) is the source of this 1665-nucleotide messenger RNA. RefSeq lists its product as uncharacterized. The transcript is spliced from 4 exons. The record is from RefSeq and is a predicted model, not a curated record. Lineage: Eukaryota; Fungi; Basidiomycota; Agaricomycetes; Agaricales; Marasmiaceae. Gene Ontology annotation, cellular component: sno(s)RNA-containing ribonucleoprotein complex. Gene Ontology annotation, molecular function: RNA binding. Gene Ontology annotation, biological process: pseudouridine synthesis; ribosome biogenesis; box H/ACA snoRNP assembly. Bases 1 to 1665 code for a protein of 554 amino acids.
AUGGAUGACUCUUUCAAAAUUCCCUCUGACAUUCCUCAAGACUUGAUACUUAUCCAAAGCAUUGUUGGGAUAGACGAACAUGCGGAGUCUCAGCCAAAUAACAAGGAUCCUCCACGGACCUCUUCCUCUUCCUCUUCGGAUGAUUCCAUAGCAAGCUCUGGCAGUGAAGUUGACAGUGAAGACGAAAUAGAAACAGAGCUUGUAGUAAAGGUGGAAGAAAAGGAAGGUGAAGAAAAGGACCUUCUCAAUGUCCUUGCAUCCGACUCUGACUCCGACUCCGAUGAUUCGUCAAGUUCAUCUGAAUUGGCGGACAUUAAGUCGCCAAAAGGUGAUCCCCAACGAAAAGACAAGAAUGUUAAAGAGGACAUGGAAGAGGAGGACUCUGGUCCACCCCCAGCAAUACAGUCAUACUUUCAAACAAAGAGCGAGGUAUCAGAACACGCCAUAAACGUGCCAGACAUUGAGGAAGUAGAUCAAAAUGAGGACUUGGAGAAAGUAGGCGACAUAAUGAACAUCGUCGAAAACGUUGUUAUUGUCAAGGGAUCUCCGUCGGCAAUCGCGAACAAAAGGGCCGAAACAGCUCUUGAUUCUGAUACGUUACUAGUUUUUGAUAAUAGGAAAGUGCUAGGUUAUAUUUAUGAAACUUUUGGCCCAACGACUCAGCCUCUCUAUCAAGUGAGGUUCAAUUCGACGUAUCCUCUGGAUCCAGAAAAAGUACGCGUUUCUCGUGAAGUUUUCCACGUGCCACAGCGGAGCAAUUUCGUGUUCACACGUCAAAUCGCGGCGUUCAAGGGCAGCGAUGCAAGUAAUAUGAACGACGAAGAACCAGCAGAUCAUGAAUUGGAGUUUUCUGACGAUGAAGCAGAGGCAGAGCAUAGGAGGAAUCUUAAGAAGAAACGUGGUGGAAGCAGGGCAUCGUCCAGACAGUCGACUCCUACGCCGGCCCAUAUGCGUGAUCAGGACCUGAAUGAUGUCUACCAUAUGGGCAAGGAUGCCUACGCAGAAAGAGGACCAUACGAUGCAGAUUACGGAGGACAGGCUCCGUCGCGUCCAGCGCCCAGGCCAUAUAAUGACCCUUAUUCCGAUGAAUUCUCGGUUCCUUCAUCUAGUACAACAGCUUCAUCACCAAUUCACUCAGCAAGCCAACCAGGCUCAGCUACUGGUUCUCAGCUCGAGGAUGAAAUGCGGAACCGGGUGCGAGGGUCCAGGGGUAGAGGUGGCCAGGGCCGACGUAGGAGUGGUGUAUUCGAUCGCUCCCAGAAUCGCUCCCAGACACCUUCCGAAACCAGACAUAACGAUGUUCACGCCUCGUACCCCUUUGGUCCUCAACAUCAUGCACAACAGUAUCAGUUCCCCCAUCUGCAGCAACAAAUGCCACAAUGGCCUUACCCACCUAACAUGUCGACUGACAUGCAAUUCUCUGGCAUAUCUUUCCAGCAGCAUUCUACUCAGCCUCAUAUCAAUCCGCUGUUUGCUUCUCAAUUCGGGUUGCCAAUGGGUUUUGGUCAAAUGCAGCAUUCUCCACCCAGCAUGCGUCCUGAGCAAUCCAUGAGCGUUCCUUCUGCGGCAAACCCAGCUUCACACUGGAGCGAUCAGUUUACUGUGUAUGACGGCUCUGAACAAGGUGGAUUCACGAACAAGGGCAGCCACCAAUCUAUAAGGUGA